AUGGAUGCUACUAAGGAGGUGCCCAUUGCUGGCAAUGAGGGAGAUAAUGCUUCUACUGCUGCUGACAUUGAUCUCAACCUUGAGGAUUUCGUGGUUGACAUGGAGAUCAAUGGAAGUGAAGCUGACCUUGAUGCUGAUGCUGAAAAUGAGGAUGGGGCUGGCUCUGACGAGGGUGUUUCCAAUGAGACUGAGGACAUCGCUGUUAAGCUCCAGACUCAAAUCACAGAGCAGAAUAUCCUCAUUGGGGAGCAGCAGUGCCGCAUCCAGAACUUGGAGGCUGAUUCUGUGAAGCUUCAGGCCUUGAUUGAGCAGCUGACCAGGGAGGUGCAGUUGAUUCCUAAGGGAAACGACACCUCCAAUUUCAUUCAGGACCUGCAGACCACUCUCCAGUUCGUACAGGAUCAGCUCAAGAAGCACGAGAAAAGCAUCUCUGUGCUUCAGACUCAGUACAGGGAGAUCCGGCGUGGCAACCUCUAUCAGCCUGCUCCUGCAGCAGAGCGAGUAGCCAAUGCCGCUAACAGCCAGGCUGCACCUGCUGCUGCAUCUCCUGCGGUUCCUCCCCCUACUGGAGCCCGUGCUGAGCCUCCUACUGCAGCUGCAAAUGCCUUUGGCUCCUGCCCUUCGGCCCUGCCUCGUUUUGUCCAUGGCAAAACGGACGUUGAGACUUGGCUCUCCAUUGCGGAGGACUUUAUGUCCAUCCACAAUGUGCGUAGCGAGGCUCGCGUGGUCGCUGCGACCCUUGCCCUGGACGACACUGCGAGCAAGUUGGUGUAUGCCAACAAGCGCCACGCAGAGGCGAAUGGCCAUCCUUUUGGCUGGGAGGAGUUCAAAGCGGCCAUGCUGACGGCGUUCCUGGUGCAGCCCCCGGCGCUCGAGUAA
This is a messenger RNA of Closterium sp. Yama58-4, 879 nucleotides long. The record is from the annotation of a GenBank genome assembly. NCBI's taxonomy places the organism in Eukaryota, Viridiplantae, Streptophyta, Zygnematophyceae, Desmidiales, Closteriaceae.